GUACUCUAAAUAAACAAUCCAUCAAGAUCACUUCACACUAUCAAUUGUUGUGUUGUAAAAAAAAUGGAGAUUGAUCAGCAAAUUAUUUCAUUCUUUCUUUUCAUCUCCUUCCUCUUUUUUCUAAUUCAUAAGUCGAGUAAUACAAAAAUAGGUGUCAGCAAGAAAUUGCCUCCAGGACCUUGGAGGUUACCUAUUAUUGGUAGUGUGCACCACUUGACAAAAGGAAUACCACAUCGUGUUCUCAAAAAUUUGUCAAAAAUAUAUGGCCCAAUGAUGUAUUUACAGCUCGGGGAAGUCCCCACUAUAGUCGUAUCCUCACCACACAUGGCACAAAAAUUCCUAAAAACUCACGACCUCGCCUUUGCGUCGAGGUCACCGACCAUGUUAGGGAAGAUAUUUUGUUAUGACUGUACGGACAUUGCAUUUUCUCCGUAUGGUGAUUACUGGAGGCAAAUGCGUAAAUUGUGCAUCAUAGAGCUCCUCAGUGCCAAGAUGGUCAAGUCGUUCAGCCCAAUUCGACAAGAUGAGCUUUCGAGUCUCUUGUCAUCUAUUGGAUCGAUGGGAAAUACAUCCAUCAAUAUGUCAGAAAAACUAUUUUGGUUUAUGAAUUCUGUGACAUGUAGGUCAUCUUUUGGAAAAGCGUGUAAAGAUCAAAAUGAGGCGAUGAUAAGUUUGCUUCAUGGGGUAUUAUCCUUGGCUGGAGGUUUCGAGUUGGCUGAUUUGUUCCCUUCGAAUAGGUUUCUUCAUGGGAUCAGUGGGAUGGUGUCUACAUUAACUGAGGCACGUAACAAGGUAGAUGUAAUGUUGAACAAUGUUAUCGAUGUGCACAGAGAGAAUCGGGCAAACGGAAAAAUUUGCAAUGCUGAAUGUGGAGCAAAUGAAGAUUUGAUUGAUGUUUUCUUGAGAGUCAUGGAAACGAGGCAACUUCCAUUUACUCUAACAAACGACAACAUCAAAGGGAUAAUUCUUGAUAUGUUUGUAGCAGGAUCUGACACGUCAUCUUCAACCAUUAUUUGGGUAUUAUCGGAAAUAAUGAAGAAUCCAUAUGUCAUGGCUAAAGCACAAGCUGAAGUGAGAGACGUUUUCAAGGACAAGAAAACAUUUGAUGAUGAUGAUUAUCUUGACAAGUUGAAUUACCUAAAGUUAGUGAUUAAAGAAACACUAAGGUUACAUCCUCCAACUCCAUUGCUAGUCCCGAGAGAAUGCAGGGAGGAAACAGAGAUAGAUGGAUUCACAAUACCAUUCAAAAGUAAAGUUCUGGUAAACGUAUGGGCUAUAGGAAGAGAUCCAGAAAGUUGGGAAAAUUCCGAAAGUUUUAUACCAGAGAGAUUCGAGAACAGUUCGGUUGACUUGAAUGGGACUCACUUCCAAUUUCUUCCAUUUGGUGCUGGAAGAAGAACUUGUCCAGGAAGACUAUUUGGUUUAGCUCUUGUUACUCUUCCUUUAGCCUAUUUGCUUUACCACUUUAAUUGGAAACUUCCAAAUGGCAUGGAUCCAAAUGAUUUGGAUAUGACUGAGUCAAAUGGAAUGACUGCUAGAAGAGACAAAGAUCUCUACUUGAUUGCUACUCCUCAUAUAUAAUAUCUUCGAAACUGGACGAUCUCAACUUGUUUGAAACUGAGGUGAAGUUUUAUUAUUGUAGACUAGAAGCAUAAAAAAAAGUAAUGAAUAACUUAAUGGGCUAGCUUGUAAUCUUUUCUUUCUAUUUUCCUUUUUUCAACGUUCCAUACUUUCUAUCCAGUGUUAAUGUACCACGUGAGGAAUAAAUCAAAUAAUAUAUGACUCGUAUUUGGCUUUACGAGUCGCGUGUGUUUCUAUUA
Lycium barbarum (goji berry) is the source of this 1820-nucleotide messenger RNA. Its product is annotated as premnaspirodiene oxygenase-like. Gene Ontology annotation, molecular function: monooxygenase activity; oxidoreductase activity, acting on paired donors, with incorporation or reduction of molecular oxygen; heme binding. The transcript is spliced from 2 exons. The record is from RefSeq and is a predicted model, not a curated record. NCBI's taxonomy places the organism in Eukaryota, Viridiplantae, Streptophyta, Magnoliopsida, Solanales, Solanaceae. The coding region runs from base 64 to 1581 and encodes 505 amino acids.